Molecule: messenger RNA, 2292 nt
Organism: Argentina anserina (silverweed cinquefoil)
Lineage: Eukaryota; Viridiplantae; Streptophyta; Magnoliopsida; Rosales; Rosaceae
Exons: 4
Coding region: 1-2292 (763 amino acids)
Biological process (GO): protein phosphorylation
Cellular component (GO): nucleus; cytoplasm
Molecular function (GO): diacylglycerol-dependent serine/threonine kinase activity; ATP binding
Source: RefSeq, a predicted model, not a curated record
AUGGAUCCAAAUCAGCAGCAGCAGCAGCAGCAGCCGUCGGCUCAGCAGAGCCUAUCGGCGAGCGUCUCCCUGUCCGGCUCGUCGUCGUCGUCGUCGGCCGCGACCAGAUCGGGCAGCGGAUCGGUCAGCGCCACUGGCUCAAUAAGCACCGUCGCGGCUGGUGGUGCUAACCAGCAACAGCAACAAUCACCGUCGUCAGCAACAGCCUCGAUUUCGGGCGGCUCACAGCAGCAACUGCUACCGCAAGCAUCCAAUAUAAUUGCGCGCGAGUUCACCGAAAGGCAUGGCCUGUUGAACAAGAGACGGGGCGCAGUUAGGCGCCGUGUCCACAUAGUUAACGAUCAUAGAUUUAUGGCGGCCAUCUUCAAGCAGCCCACCUUUUGCUCGCACUGCAAGGAUUUCAUCUGGGGCCUGGGCAAGCAGGGCUACCAGUGCCAGGUGUGCACGCUGGUGUUGCACAAGCGCUGCCACGAGCUGGUGGUGACGAGGUGCCCGGGCAACAAGGAUGUCCGAGAGGGUGAUUCGCUUGUUGCUCAAGCAACCGGAUCGAGCCGAUUCGGUAUGAACAUACCGCACACAUUUAAGGAAUAUUUUUUUAAGAAACCAACCUUUUGCGCCCACUGUGGUUCGUUGAUCUAUGGCCUAUAUAAGCAGGGUUUAUUUUGCGUUCAGGAGCACUGCGGGAUGAGCAUCCAUUACAAGUGUCAAAAGAAUGUGCCAAACAAUUGCGGCGUCGAUCAGAAGCAACUGGCCGAGACUCUGCUCGCGAUUGGCAAAACCAGCGAUCGGAUCAACCACGAGACCCGGAUCAAGCAACAGUCUGCGGCGUCGUCAUCGACUUCGUCGCCGGACGGCGCCGGCUCGGCCGGCAGGAUGGUUGUCGAUUUGGACUCGGUGCCGGUGGCCAGCGGCCGCUAUGGACAACAUUAUACCAAUUUAGAGACGGCCCAACAGCAGCAACAGCAGCAGCAACAGAAAUCGUUAUCCUCUAAUUUUGCCUCAGCCUUGCAUCGGCUCACGAUGCGCGAUUCAAAGCGAGCCUCCUACAAGCAGAACAAUAAUCAGAAUCAAUCCCUCGAGGAGUCUCUAUCGAAAAAUUUGAGAAUCCAACAGCAGCAGCAGCAGCAGUAUCAACCGAUGACACCCCUAACGCCUCAGAUAGAAUCCUCGUAUGCUGGAAUCAUGCCCAUCAGUAGAUCGCCGGGCGCCGGCUAUUUUGCUGGUCAACCAUUCGAUCCGGCGCACCAGCAGCACCAGCAGAUGCAGCAUCGCAAAUUUACACCAGAUAAUUUUAAUUUCAUCAAAGUCAUCGGCAAGGGCUCGUUUGGUGUUGUGAUAUUGGCCGAGCUAAAGGAGACCGACGAUGUGUUUGCAAUCAAGAUACUGAAAAAGGAUGUCAUCAUUCAGGACGACGAUGUUGAGUGCACAAUGACAGAGAAGCGAAUCCUGGCCCUGGCCGCAAAGCAUCCCUUUCUCACCGCGUUGUAUUGUUGCUUUCAGACCGCAGAUAGGCUAUUCUUUGUUAUGGAAUACGUCAACGGCGGCGACCUAAUGUUUCAGAUCCAAAAGUCGAGGAAAUUCGAGGAGGCCAGGGCAAGGUUCUAUGCUGCCGAGGUUACGUUAGCGCUAAUGUUUCUCCAUAGGCAGGGUGUUAUUUACAGAGAUCUCAAAUUAGAUAAUAUAUUAUUAGACUGUGAGGGCCAUUGUAAGAUAGCCGACUUUGGUAUGUGUAAGGAGGGCAUUUUGGGUGGCGCAACCACCACCACCUUCUGCGGCACCCCCGAUUACAUAAGUCCAGAGGUAUUGCAGGAGCUCGAAUAUGGGCCCUCGGUUGAUUGGUGGGCACUUGGAGUGCUAAUGUACGAGAUGAUGGCAGGUCAACCUCCAUUCGAGGCCGAGAAUGAGGACGACCUUUUUGAGGCGAUCCUGCACGAAGAUGUUCUUUACCCGGUCUGGCUAAGCCGUGAAGCCGUUUCCAUCCUUAGAGGGUUCAUGACCAAGAAUGUAAACAGGCGCCUAGGUUGUGUAUCUAGUCAAGGCGGUGAGCAAGCAAUUCUCGACCAUCCAUUCUUCAAGGAGAUUGAUUGGGUAGCUCUCGAGGCCAAGAAAGUCAAGCCCCCAUUCAAACCAAAGAUUAAAAACGCCCGUGAUGUUAGCAAUUUUGACAUAGAUUUUCUCAAAGAGGAGCCAAUACUGACUCCAGUCAAUCCGGAGGUACUUAAAGGGAUCAACCAAGAAGAAUUCAAGGGAUUCUCAUACACGAACGAGAAUUUCAAUUCCAUGGAUCGUUGA